UUUUGAAAGUGUCGGAAUGCGCUCUGUGCCUACAGCAUUACGUGUUCCAGGGGCUUCAAGAAUAUUGGUUCAAAUUCGAGUUUCAGAUAUCAUUUAAGCGGAGACACCCGAUUUAAAGAGGAUUGAAGAAUCUGCUCUGCCUAUAAGUUGUCAAUCUAGCCGUGUCAUCAAUGAGCCUCGCUCAGUCAAUUCGUUAGAUUAUAAUGACUUUUCACAAUGUCCCUAACAUUUUACACGCGUUUUGUGAAGAGAGAACCUGAAAAUCUCCAACACUGGGUUGUGGAGGUGGUGGCCUCUAUGACCACAUUAGCUGUUGUUAGUGUCGGUUUGAGAUUGCUAAGCCGAUAUCUUAAAAGAUCUCACCUAUGGUGGGAUGAUUGGAUGGUUUUAUUCUCCAUGGGCUGGAAUCUUGUCGUUGUCGGCUUCAUCUUCGCAAUGUAUUCAUCCGGUAUGGGUAUACACGCUGACCAAGUCCCGAUGACCUCCAUUGUGAUGAUGGCGAAGUGGCUACUUGUUGCAGAACUUCUGUACGCAUGGAACUUAUGCUGGACGAAAAUCGCAGUCCUCUUGAUGUACUACCGUAUCUUCCGAUUCCCAUUCUUCAAGAGAAUGGCUUAUGUCAUUGGAUCUUUUGUUGUGAUCUGGGGGAUAACUAUCACCUUUGUGUUCAUAUUUAUUUGCACUCCAGUCCAAAAGAUAUGGUAUCCUGAAAUACCCGGCCAUUGCGUUUACCAAGUUGGCACUUGGAUUGCCAAUGCAACAUCCACAAUUAUUAGUGAUGUAGCUAUUCUGGUGCUUCCUAUACGGGAAGUUUGGAAGCUACAGUUGAGGAAAUUUGAGAAGAUUGCUGUCAGUAUAACGUUUAGCUUAGGCUUCUUUGUUGUCUUCGCCUCAGCCUACCGGUUUUCUGUUCUAUUUACCUAUACUCCGUCAGAUCCGACUUACACCCUCGCGCGAACUGUCGGCUGGACUUCGAUCGAGAUGUCUGCUGGGAUUGUCUCCGCCUGCCUACCGGUAUUACGUCCAGUGCUCCAAGCCCUUACCCACUCUAUGGGUGUAUAUGGCUUGUUCUCACACAGUGACUCUCGAGAUGUAACAGCAAAGUCUCGGUCUGAAUCAACAAGGCAAAUGUCCAGUCAAGCGAGGGGAGCUGCCGACCUAGAGCUUGACGAACAAUCAUUUGAGAGCAGAGAUGCGCUUGGAGCCUGGAGAAAUGGAAACGAAAUUGAUUGUGAGAGGUUAGUGGAUUACGGAAACUUAAAAUUAAGGCCUGAGCAUGGUUUUGUUUACUGUGUUGGGAGCGCACAUGAGAAUAAUCCGUCACAGAGAGAUAAAAACAGGCCGAUCUAUAGCAUUACUGUGGAAAAGGACUUUAAGCAUUACACGUCUCAAAAAUAGGCUGAAUCGACCUAAUAAAGUGGAUUUAUACUUUCAAGUCUUUUUUGCUAUAAGGCAGAUGUAAGGAUAGCGAUGAAUGAUUUGGUUUAAUUAGGCAUUUACCUAUUCUAAGAGACUUCUUCGGGA
Messenger RNA from Verruconis gallopava, 1524 nucleotides. RefSeq lists its product as uncharacterized. The coding region runs from base 217 to 1398 and encodes 393 amino acids. Lineage: Eukaryota; Fungi; Ascomycota; Dothideomycetes; Venturiales; Sympoventuriaceae. The record is from RefSeq and is a predicted model, not a curated record. The transcript is spliced from 3 exons.